AUGCCAAAGAUCUCGCCAAUUAAGCAGCUCGCCGACGCUCACGAUGACGGAAUCUGGGCCGCCGCGUGGGCGCCGCCGACGGACGCGCGGCCACAGGCGGUGCUGCUGACGGGAUCCGUCGACGAGUCGGUGCGCGUGUGGGCCGGCGACGAUCUGACGGCCGCGCGAACCAACAGCGGCCACACGCUAGGCGUGGUGGCCCUGGCGGCCUGUCCAACCACCUCACGAGCAGCGUCCUCGUCCCUGGACUGCUUCGUGAGGGUCUUUGAUGUUGACUCCAACACCACCAUCGCCACCCUCGAAGCCCCCCCUGCUGAGACAUGGCAGCUCGCCUUCCACCCGCAGGGCAGUUUUCUUGCAGUAGCGGGCGGCAGCAGCCAGGCUGUCAAGCUAUGGAGCACUGCCACGUGGCAGGAAGCCACCACUCUCGACCUGCCAGCUGGACCCGCAGCGCCGGCCACCGCGGGCGGCAGCAACAGCAGCAGCAGCACAACCUUGGCCGGGCGGUUUGUCUUGUCUGUAGCGUGGAGCGUGGACGGCAAGAGGCUGGCAUGUAGCAGCAUGGACGGCACUGUAGCGAUUUUUGACACGUCAGCAUCGCCCUUCCGGUUCCUGCAUUUCCUGGAAGGCCACCACCUGCCUGUUCGCUCCCUCGCCUUCUCACCCAUCGACCCCCGCAUCCUCAUCACUGCGAGUGACGACCGCCACACGCAUGUGUACGACGUGGAGGGAAGGCAGCUCAUAGCAGCGCUCUCGGGCCACACCAGCUGGGUGCUCUCUGCUGAUUGCAGCCCUGAUGGUGCUACAAUCGCCACAGGCUCCAGUGAUAGGACAGUGAGGCUGUGGGACAUGAGGCAGCGGACAGCCCUGCAGGUGGCUAGGAAGCACAAGAACCAGGUGUGGGCUGUGGUGUGCUGCGCCCCUCCCAACCCCUUUUCACCCUCACCCUUCUAUUCCCUUAUUUCCAUUCCUCCCUGUCACCCAUCAGGUUCCAGUGAUCGAACAGUGAGGCUCUGGGACAUGAGGCAGCGGACAGCUCUACAGGUAGCCAAGGAGCACAAGGACCAGGUGUGGGCUGUGGUGUGCUGCGCCCCUUCUCAUCCUUUCUCACCCCCUCUCACCCCUUCACUUCCUCUCACCCAUCAGGCUCCAGUGAUCGCACAGUGA
Molecule: messenger RNA, 1167 nt
Organism: Closterium sp. Naga37s-1
Lineage: Eukaryota; Viridiplantae; Streptophyta; Zygnematophyceae; Desmidiales; Closteriaceae
Source: the annotation of a GenBank genome assembly